AUUUUCUCAUGUCCAUACCAAAAAGAGGAACAGAUUAGAGCACAAAAGGUUGAGCAAGCUGGUGUAUGUUAGCUACAACCGGAAGAUGUCAAAUAGAUUUCAAAAAAUUAGAGAACUUGGCUCCAAAGCAAAGAAAUCCAACCCUCUGAUUCUUGAAGAAUUUAAUUGGGAGAGUGAAUGGGUUGAUGUAAAUUCUGAUCCAGUUCACACAGGAGCAGCAGUAGAUGGGGAUGGCAACGUGCUGACUUGGGGGCAGAUGGAUGAAGCUAUUGGUGCAACUGAAGGUCUCCAGGGUCGUGGCCUGAAAAGGGCGGCUGCUGCUCGUUCUGCUGCUGCUGUUAGCCACACUUAUGCUAGGAAGAAGCGUCCAAGGAGGGCAAAUGCUACUCAGGAAGUGGCUCAGGAUAUUGCUGAACUGAAUGACAGUGAUCAGGAGAUGAUGGAGGUAGAUGCACCAGGUGACCAGCAUGGUGUAUCAGAUUCAGAAUAUACAAUGGAGGAUGGUGAAGAUUCCGGAGGACCACCUGAUGGAGAACAAGAAUUUCAAUUGAAUGAAGCAUUGCUUGAUUAGCUGCAUGGCUGGGCUGUCUUCUUUUGAAAUUUGCUGCUUUGUUGAAUUGUUGUGUGCUGAUGUGUUGUUCAGCUGAAGUGUUCAGCUUAUUAUCAACUUAUCAUUUGAACCUAUUUAUGUACUGAAUGUCUGAACACUGAACCUAUUUAGCUGUCUAAUUGUCUAUGUAAUAUGUAUGCUUUGCUGGUUGCCUGCUGCCCUGGUUUAGUUGUGUUCUUUUUAAAUUUUGAAUUACUUGC
This is a messenger RNA of Panicum virgatum (switchgrass), 810 nucleotides long. RefSeq lists its product as uncharacterized. The transcript has 2 exons. The coding region runs from base 86 to 571 and encodes 161 amino acids. The record is from RefSeq and is a predicted model, not a curated record. NCBI's taxonomy places the organism in Eukaryota, Viridiplantae, Streptophyta, Magnoliopsida, Poales, Poaceae.